UUCCUCGCUCCCAGUUGCGCGCUCCUUUCCAUCCGCGUGCCCGAGGGUUUUAACAGUGCAACUCCGCUGAGGGACUCCAACCGGGAAGAGAAAUGCCAUCAAAAGUCGUCUUUGAGACAGAAGAACAAGUAAUGGAAGACAGCGUGGACACUGUAGCGGAGGUUAAACCCCUGAAGAACAAGACCAAGGAGGACAAGAAGCUGAAGAAGAAACAGCAGCAGCAGUUGGAGGAGCAGGAUGACCCAGACUGCAGCCCUCCGGCACCAAAGAAGAAAAAGAAAAAAGACAAGCUGGCAGCGGACCAAGUGAACGGCGACGCAGAUGUGGCCACAGACAUGAAUGGUGACAGUAAUGGUGUAGAAACACCAAAGAAGAAGAAGAGCAAGAAGAACACAGAAGGAGAGGAAGAGAAAACCAAGAAGAAGGAAAAGAAAGCAAUUGCAGAAGCAGAAACCAAUGGACAUUCCACCCCAAACACCCCAGUUCAGACUCCCAUCCAGACACCCUCCCAGUCAAGUGAUGACUCAGCCAGUGACAGCGAUAAAGAAAAGGAGGAGACACCGGAGCAGAGAGAAGGGGCCUUCUCCAACUUCAGAAUCUCCCAAGUCACUAUUGAUAAGCUGAAAGCUCGGGGAGUCUCUUACCUGUUUGACAUUCAGGUAAAGACAUUUGAUCCUGUAUAUGACGGAGAGGAUGUAAUUGCCCAAGCCAGAACCGGAACAGGAAAGACUUUCUCCUUCGCUAUCCCUUUGGUGGAGAAGCUCCAGAGGGAUUCAGCAGAGAUGACCAGAGGCCGGCCUCCCAAGGUUCUGGUGUUGGCUCCAACCAGAGAGUUGGCCAUUCAGGUCGCUAAGGAUUUCAAGGACGUCUCCAAGAGGCUGUCUAUUGCCUGUUUCUACGGAGGCAGCUCAUACAACCCACAGAUCGAUGCUAUCCGCAAUGGAAUUGAUAUUUUGGUCGGAACCCCUGGUCGCAUCAAAGACCACCUCCAGAACAAUAAACUCAACCUCACCAAACUGAAACACGUUGUUCUGGAUGAAGUCGACCAGAUGUUGGACAUGGGAUUUGCAGAGCAGGUCGAGGAGAUUUUGGGUUCAUCAUAUAAGAAAGACAGUGACGCCAACCCACAGACUCUUCUGUUUUCCGCCACCUGCCCCCCUUGGGUGUAUGAUGUGGCCAAGAAAUACAUGAGACCAGCGUGCAAACAUGUUGACCUGAUUGGCAAGAAAACACAGAAAGCUGCAACAACUGUGGAACAUCUGGCCAUAGCGUGUCACUGGUCACAGCGUGCGGCGGUGAUCGGCGAUGUGAUCCAGGUGUACAGUGGCAGCCACGGCAGAACCAUCAUCUUCUGCGAGACAAAGAAAGAGGCCAAUGAACUGUCCAUGAAUGCAUCCAUCAAACAGAGUUGCCAGUCCCUCCAUGGCGAUAUUCCACAGAAACAGAGAGAGAUGACGCUAAAGGGCUUCAGGAACGGGACCUUUGAGGUUCUGGUUGCCACAAAUGUUGCAGCCCGUGGAUUAGACAUCCCUGAAGUCGACUUGGUGGUCCAGUGUUCUCCACCCAAGGAUGUGGAGUCGUACAUUCAUCGUUCGGGACGUACAGGCCGAGCAGGCAGGACUGGAAUCUGCAUCUGCUUCUACCAAAGGAAAGAAGAGGACCAGCUGCGCUAUGUAGAAAACAAAGCAUGCAUCACAUUCAGGCGUGUUGGCGUUCCCACUGCAAAUGAUAUCAUCAAGUCAUCAAGCAAAGAUGCUGCCAGGUUUCUGGACUCUGUUUCGGCCACAGCUAUUGAUUACUUCAGGGAAUCAGCGGAAAAGCUGAUCGAAGAGAAAGGAGCAGUUGAUGCGCUAGCUGCUGCCCUGGCCCACAUUUCUGGAGCCACAAGUCUAGAGCAGAGGUCACUGCUCAGCUCCGAUGCUGGGUUCACCACGAUGCAGUUGGUGUGUUCCCAGGAGAUGCAUGGUCUGGGUUACGCUUGGAAGAGCAUCAGAGAACAGCUGGGAGACGAGUUUGAGAACAACAUUCAGAGAAUGACCUUCCUGAAAGGCAAAACGGGAGUUUGCUUUGAUGUCGCGGCUGAUAAAGUCAAGGAGAUGCAGGACAACUGGAAGGACGGUCGCCGUUGGCAACUGACUGUAGCCACAGAGCUCCCAGAGCUGGAGGAGAAGCAGUUCAGUAACCGUGGUGACAGAAGAGGCAAUGGCAACCGUGGCGACAGAGGAGGGUUCAGAGGUGGAAGGGGACGAAAUUUUAGGGGAAAUGGUGGCCGUGGCAACGGGUUCCGGAGCGGUGGCUUUGGCAACAACCGAGGAAGAGGACAGAAACGCAGCUUCGGCCAAGCUUUUGACUCCUGAAGCACCAACCUGUGGACUGAUGACUGUCACUCACCUGGGCCAGCAGCAGUUUUUAUUGGCUGUUGGUGGGAGGGGCCAGUGUGAGGCUGAGUAAAAAAAUCUUCAAAAUGAUACAAGCGGAAUUGUAAUUUAAUACCCAGUUCAUUAAAUUGCAGAUUGUCACACAUAGUAUGAACAGAACUGGUUAUCUGAAGUGUUGGUUAAUUUUCAAUUAGCCUUUCAAAAAGGCUCACAGAUAGAAAUUUCUUUUAAAGGGUAUAUUAACACAAUACAACUGGUAGCCACUUUGUAAUGUCUGACAUGUACUUCUUUAAGUUGACACAUUAGCUGAAACUCUUGGAACGACAUGCUCCUGAAAGCUGAAAUGUUACUGUACUGUAUAAAUGAGUGCAUAUUUCAGUUGCCACGUCUUGAAUGGCACAAGUUCAGAAACAUUGGCUAAUAAACCUAAAGGUUUUGCAUUAUGUAACAAAAUGACAUAAAAUAUAAGUUGGAAAAUGCCCUCCAUUGAGUUUUAGGUAAGGUGUUUUUGUUUUUUUGUUUUUGUUUUAUAUUGGGUGUUUGGGGAACAGUUGCAGCAAUCAGACUUGGGCAUUUGUCCCAAUCAGAAGACUCAUACUUCUGACUUUGUAAACCUGACCAUUGUUGCAUGAUUACACUGCCUUUUUUGUACGACCAUGAAGGUGCACUAUACUGCAGACACUGUGUCAUGUGGGAGGCACUUUGUUUCUGCUCUGCACCCGCAGGGAACAAUAAUGAAAGGAGUGUUAACCUUUACAGUUGUGCUCAUGUCAGGUUGCUGCAUUACCCUCAUCUGAAACCUGUCUCCCCAAAAAUAUAUUGGAUGAUUGCUUUGCAAUUGCCUCUAUUUAAUGACUGUGUCUACUGCUUCCAUUCAUUUGAAUGACUUCUUCAUUAAAGAAAAAAGGUCACCAAA
Molecule: messenger RNA, 3294 nt
Organism: Stegastes partitus (bicolor damselfish)
Lineage: Eukaryota; Metazoa; Chordata; Actinopteri; Pomacentridae
Gene: ddx21
Product: DEAD (Asp-Glu-Ala-Asp) box helicase 21
Exons: 16
Coding region: 93-2357 (754 amino acids)
Molecular function (GO): ATP binding; RNA binding; RNA helicase activity
Source: RefSeq, a predicted model, not a curated record